AGCGGGAGCUGGGACCUGUAGGGCCUUGGUACCGGAAUCCCGGGGAGAGGGCUGCACUUUACCACGAUGUUCGGCUCCAGCCGGGGCGGCGUGCGCGGCGGGCAGGACCAGUUCAGCUGGGAGGAUGUGAAGACUGACAAGCAGAGGGAGAACUACCUGGGCAACUCGCUGAUGGCCCCGGUGGGCCGCUGGCAGAAGGGCCGUGACCUCACUUGGUACGCCAAGGGCCGGGCGAACAGCGCUGGGCUGAGCCGGGAGCAGGAAUUGGCGGCUGUGAGGCAGGCGGAACAGGAGGCGCUCAUGGCAGCGCUAGGCUACAAGAACGUAAAGAAGCAGCCCACCGGCCUGAGCAAGGAGGAUUUUGUCGAAGUUUGUAAGCGGGAAGGUGGUGACCCCGAGAAAGGAGUGGACCGGCUUCUGGGUCUGGGGAGCUCCAGUGGCUCUGUAGGGCGAGUGGCGCUGUCCCGGGAAGACAAAGAGGCCGCUAAGCUGGGGCUUUCGGUAUUCACGCACCACCGCGUGGAGAGCAGUCGGCCAGGGACCUCCUUGGCUUUGGCCAAGAAGAAGCCUCGGUCAGAGAAGGUGGAGCCGUCAGAGAAGGUGGAGCCGGGUCCUGAGAGCCACAGGAAGAGCAGGAAAGAGAAGAAAAAGAAGAGGCACAAGAAAGAGAAGAGAAAGAAAGAAAAGGAGCAUGGGAGAAGGCUGGGCUCCUCAGCGCCCCCUGCUCCCACCCAGCAUGACUCCGACUCUUCAACUUGCUGCAAGAAGCGCAGGCACGACAGCGACUGAGGCCCCGGGGUCUGGAGGACUGGCCUGUGGGGGUUACCCCAGGCUCCCACAGAGGCUUGCAAGUCCCUCGGUCACGUCCAACUCUUUGCGACCCCAUGGACUAUAGCCCGCCAGGCUCCUCUGUCCAUGGAAUUCUCCAGGCCAGAAUACUGGAGGCUCAGUUGUGGUCCAGUAUGGCUACUUCUAUUUUUCUUUGUAUUGACUCACUCUUUGUACUUAAAUAAACUUAUUUU
Molecule: messenger RNA, 1022 nt
Organism: Budorcas taxicolor (takin)
Lineage: Eukaryota; Metazoa; Chordata; Mammalia; Artiodactyla; Bovidae
Gene: C7H1orf35
Product: chromosome 7 C1orf35 homolog
Exons: 8
Coding region: 67-789 (240 amino acids)
Source: RefSeq, a predicted model, not a curated record